This is a messenger RNA of Aspergillus alliaceus, 876 nucleotides long. Its product is annotated as MAC/Perforin domain-containing protein. The transcript has a single exon. The coding region runs from base 1 to 876 and encodes 291 amino acids. The record is from RefSeq and is a predicted model, not a curated record. NCBI's taxonomy places the organism in Eukaryota, Fungi, Ascomycota, Eurotiomycetes, Eurotiales, Aspergillaceae.
AUGGCCCGUGACCUUGACACUAGUGCAUCUUUGAGUGCAAGCUAUGCUGGAUUCUCAGCAAGCGCAUCUGCCCAGAACAGCUACAGCAGUAGUCUGAGCAGUAACAAAUAUUACGCCAUGCUUAGUGUGGACCAUUCCUCAUCUAUCCUAGAGUUUGAGGGUCAUGAGGGUACAGAUCCGAAUAUCAAUCCAGGUUUUGUUGAGGCUGCAAAGCAGCUUCCAGAAUGGGAAGUGAAAGAUGAGGUUUAUGGUCAGUAUGUUCGCUUCUUUCGAAGUUGGGGUACCCACGUUAUCAAGUCCUCUACAUUCGGUGCUCGAUAUCAACUGAAAGUGGAGAAUGAAUCGUCAAAAUCAAAAUCGAAGGAGAUUUUACAGGCGCAGGUAAGCGCCGAGUAUAAUGGCCUGGCUUCCGUGAAGGGAGAUGCGUGUGUGAAAUCUGCCGAAGAAUACAAGGCCUACCACACGAAUUCUCGUCAAUUCCAGGCCAGGGUAUAUGGCGGAAGCUCAAGCACCAAUAUCAUCUUGAGCAAUGCUCCGGACGAUCUAGAAAAGUAUCGGAAAGCUUUCGAUGAUUGGGCGCCCAGCCUGGAUAAUGCUGUGGCCAAUAACCUAGUGAGCGUUAGAGUCGACAGUAUCGGGAACAUCCUGAAAAAUAGCUUAUAUGAGGAGCAUCGGCAAAUUUCCGGCAGGCUACUCCGAGCUCUAGAGUACCUGUCUCAAAUGCGCCUCUCUGAGGGAGUUUUGAAGUUAUCCACAAAGCUCACCGAAGAUGGGAUCCGCUCUGUACUUGGCGCGCGAGCCAGUGAUGCUCCUGGUAUAUCUCUAAAAGGAGCAGACCGACAUUCAUAUGGAAGCCUAUUAUUCGAAAAUUUGUGA